AGCGGGCGCCGAUUGGAACAUUGCUCUUUAAGGAACCCGUCCUUCUGCCGUUCGACGAGCAAGGGGAGUACUCUACCGUACCAGAACUGUGGAGCAGUAUGGAGCUCUGGCAAAAGUACCGCACUGAAAACGUCGCCAGAGCGAAAUGCACGGCCAGAAACCCUCGUCAAACUGAACGGCGUAUGCUGCAUGCCUCGCUCCACACCGAAGCCACCAGACGGAGUCCGAGGAAUCAUACCACGUCCCAUCACGUUGUUGGCCCACCCUCGGACUUUGGCGCUGUGUCUCUGAUUACCGCAGCAACGACAGCCUUUGAACAGGGUAUAGCGUCUGCAGCCGAGUCUUCGUGGACAGACUUCACUGCUGGAAACUCAGAGACUGGAGGAGAAGCUGCACUCGCUAUUGACAAAGACACAGAAGGUGAAGACGGUACCGAAGUUCACACCAGCGACGGUGCUGGUACGAGUUCGCAAGCUGGUGAGCAUCCGAUCGAACUAUCCACGGCACCGACAUACAAUCCUUUCCAGUUCUCAGCAUCUCCAGCAAUCUAUGCAGUAAAGAGUGCAUGUGAGAGCUUCAGACGCUCUCCAGACCAUUGGGCGGCAGAGCCUUGUGACGGUCAACCACCUGCAAUCACUUCUACACCACCAUCCACACAUCGAGAACCACAGGCCUACUCUAGAUUGGGAGGAAGAGAGCAGAAAGCAGAGAUGCAAUGUCGGGCUAGGCCAUAUAAACGCAAGCCACCUCCUGACGAAAUCUGUUUCAUUCCGAAACGUAGCACUCCGAAACGCAAGGAACCGGCUCGGUUCGCAAGCUGCACCGAAGAGACGCCAUCAGGGUGGACCUUCGUUGAUUAUAGCGUUCCUGAGCCUAGCAUAAGGGAAGAUGAAAGUGCUGAAGCGAAGUCCUACCCCGGACAUCGCCGGAAAGGUGAGGACAAAGCAGUCCGGUAUAGCGUUUGCCCUUCAGGAUCGCAUGGAUACCGUUAAGCAUAUUGAAGGAAACCCUCCUUCACAAUCGAGCAAGCGUGUCAGGCUCAUCAACAUAGCGGAAUGCCCUUCAGGUGUUUCCCCCGAGCAUAACCAAUUGCGAAGGCGAAGCACAGAGCACAGCAAAUCUACUCACGCCCAAAAAGACCGUUCAACCUCGCCGUUAGACUAUACUAUCUAUGAUGUACUAAAUCUUUGGUGGGAAGGUGUUGCAAUGGCACUACACUCUACAAUGAACGUGAACUUUCCGCGCAAGAUUGUCUGGAAAGUCCGUACACUUCGAAGUCCGUGGACUUACCUCAUUACGUUUACAG
This is a messenger RNA of Baudoinia panamericana UAMH 10762, 1306 nucleotides long. RefSeq lists its product as uncharacterized. The record is from RefSeq and is a predicted model, not a curated record. Lineage: Eukaryota; Fungi; Ascomycota; Dothideomycetes; Mycosphaerellales; Teratosphaeriaceae. Bases 99 to 992 code for a protein of 297 amino acids. The transcript has a single exon.